Folsomia candida is the source of this 1154-nucleotide messenger RNA. Its product is annotated as gonadotropin-releasing hormone receptor. NCBI's taxonomy places the organism in Eukaryota, Metazoa, Arthropoda, Collembola, Entomobryomorpha, Isotomidae. The transcript has 3 exons. Bases 90 to 1154 code for a protein of 354 amino acids. Gene Ontology annotation, biological process: G protein-coupled receptor signaling pathway. Gene Ontology annotation, cellular component: membrane. The record is from RefSeq and is a predicted model, not a curated record. Gene Ontology annotation, molecular function: G protein-coupled receptor activity; peptide binding.
CAACAUGCCAUAAAAAUUUUAAAAGCCGACUGCCGAUACUUUCUCCCCAAAAUACCAUGGGGAAGCGUUAAUAUAGUAACAAAUCUAAUAUGUCUCAAAUUUUGGACACCAACAAUAUCACGGGGUUUUUGGCCGAACUAUUUCCUACCUAUUUCAACCAAAUGAGUCAAAUUUCUCGAAAUAUUGUAAUCGCUUACACCUUUCUUUUCAUGGGGUCAGCUCUCCUAAACAUUUCCGAGAUAGUAAAAGUCACGAGGAAUCGACGCCACGAUAAGGGCAGGAUUACGUACCUUUAUCGACACCUGUGCAUUUCAGGACUAAUUGUCACUUUCACUUGUAUGUUGGCCAACUUAAUUUUGAAGUUGACCAUUCAUUGGUACGGGGGAAACCUGCUGUGCAAAGGGUACCAAUUUCUGCGAGCAUUUGGCCUGUAUUUGAGCUCGUUAGUGGUCAUUUGCAUAAGCAUUGACAGAUAUUUUGCAAUAGUGUAUCCCCUCAAGUUUGUCAGGGCGGAGGAUAAGGUCAAACUACUGGUGAGAAUUGCUUGGGUGAUUGCAGCAAUUUGUGCAGUGCCACAGAUUGCGAUAUUCCGCAGUAUUCCGGAUCCCAAAUUUCCAUCCUUUUGUCAAUGCGUGGCGACAAUGAGCAGGAGUGGAGGAGAGUUAAUCUACAACAUAUUUACACUCUCAAUCCUCUACUUUCUCCCACUUGCCGUCAUCGUCUUCACAUAUUUGAGUAUUGUUCGAAAACUGUACGACAGAGGAAGACGGCAUGACGAGGGAAUGAUUGCAUUAGGUACCAGGUGGAAAUCAACCACAGAGCCACAUGUCCUCAGUCUUGACGACACUGCACCCAAAGGAAGUCCCAAAUCUUGCAAAAGCGAGAGUCCCAGAACAAUGUCCAACUUUAAAAGUGAUUUUCCUAACGUGAAUUUCACCCUUCGUAAAACCAAAUCGGAAUCGCACUUGCAUCGACAAAAAUCAUGUCAGGGGAUAAUUCCGCCUCUACGGACCAAUCGGCAACUCCUGAGGACGAGUGAAGGUUGGAGAUUACUUUUACAACGGGCGAAAUUUAGAACUAUUCGACUCACCUGCAUCAUUCUGACGAUAUUUCUUACCUGCUGGACGCCUUAUGUCGUCAUGACUUUGUGGUAA